Aegilops tauschii subsp. strangulata is the source of this 1288-nucleotide messenger RNA. RefSeq lists its product as uncharacterized. The record is from RefSeq and is a predicted model, not a curated record. NCBI's taxonomy places the organism in Eukaryota, Viridiplantae, Streptophyta, Magnoliopsida, Poales, Poaceae.
ACGGACACACGCGGACCAGAUGAGGUACGAUCUACGCGUUGUGCGUUGGAGUUAGCCUUAGACUCGAGCACGUAACGGAAUAGCGGCCCACCUGGAUCCUCCUCUCAGGAAAAACAAAACGUGUACGUAACAGAUUUCCUUUUGAGCGGAAAAACAGAAGAGAUACAUAGAACGUGACGGUGGUACGCCGACGUGCUUCCGAUGGCAUCCAAGGACCAUGGAGGCGGCGCUCCUCGGGAAGACGGAUCUGACGACUGCGGCUGCGGGUCCUGGACGAUAGCUCUGCUCCUGUACACGUCCUUCUGGCUGGUCAUGAUGUACCUGCCGCCCAUGGAUUCCUUGCCCGGGAUCCGGGAGCUCGACGGCUCGCCGCCAUGCAACGACGACAAGCCGACCACGUGCUCCGUGGAGCUAGCCGGCGCCAGGGGGCUCGAGCCGGCGCUGGCUCCGGGCGCGACCUCGCCGGCCUUCGGCCUCGUCGUGCACGUCGACAACGGCCACGUCUACGAGCUGUGCCAUGGCGGCGGCGACGUCGUCGUGUCCUACGCGGGCGUGCCCCUCGCGCGCGGGCGCACGCCCGGCUUCCGGCUGGCGGCCAAGAGCACGGGGGGGUGGGUGGUGAACGUGACGGGCGCGGGGCUGGGGAUCCCGGCGGAUUUGUCUCGCCUCAUGACGGCGGAGCGGAGAUGGGAGGUGGCGCAGCUGGAGAUCGACAUGGGCCUGGACUGGCAGUCCUUCACGUGCGACGUUUUGGUUGACGGGCAACCCGGCGCAUCACCGUGCAGGCUAGCAUAACACGUUUUGUUUUGUGUCAGUAGAUUUUUUUUUGGGAGUGUCUCACUAGAUUCAUAUGGAGCUACGGAAGAACACACAAGAUUUACACAAUAGAUUCACGUUUGAGUGUUUCAAAUCGAGCACUUCAUGUCCUUUUUUUUGACAGUGUUAGUUUUGAGGUUGUUUUUGUUUUCUUGCGAAAAACACCCCAGCUCAAUAAAUAAGGAUAACCGAUGAUACACAACACACAACACAGGUUGAGAAUUACACCCAGGUUCCGGAGGAGCCAACCCAACACAUCCACAAGCGCGAGCUGCAAGCGCGCCACCGCCGCCACUCCUACGCGAAGCCGACCUGACCGUGUUAUCCGCAGGCAGGAUUUUCGCGAACGGGAAGUCGACAACUUUGGUCCAUAUGAACCAACAUGCCGGAGAAGCAUUGAAUCGGAGAACCACCGCUUUGAAAGCAUCACCUCUCUGGCCGGCGACAGGAGGGAGGAAAAUCUGGCGUAGAC